Schistocerca piceifrons (Central American locust) is the source of this 1875-nucleotide messenger RNA. Its product is annotated as vegetative cell wall protein gp1-like. Gene Ontology annotation, molecular function: DNA binding. Bases 1 to 1875 code for a protein of 624 amino acids. The transcript has 8 exons. The record is from RefSeq and is a predicted model, not a curated record. NCBI's taxonomy places the organism in Eukaryota, Metazoa, Arthropoda, Insecta, Orthoptera, Acrididae.
AUGCAGCAGCCGCACCAGCCGCCCGCCAAGCAGAUGCCGCUGCCGCUGCAGCACCACCCCAGGGACGCCGCCGUCGUCCUCGCCAACCACGCCACCAACAACGCCGUCGUCAAGGGCAACGGUAUCGGCGGCGGCGCGCUCAGCCUGAGCGAGAGCAGCUGUAGCGGCAGUCCGGGCAGCCCGGGAGAGGCGUCUCUGAGCGCGUCCAUGGCGGCCGCGACGUUGGAGCUGUCGCAGCCGGUGGCGGUGUCUGCGGCGGGCGCCGUCGCCGUGGCCGAGGCACCGGUGGCGACGCCGACGCCGCGGUCGCAGCCCCAGCCGCCUCCGCCACCCCCGACACCCUCGCCGGCGUCGCCCGUCCAGCAGCAACCUGCCGCCGACAACACCGUCUUCGUCAACUCGUGGCACCCGCACGUGUACGGCAAGCCGCCGAGGACGCCGACGCCGCACCUCAUAUCGGACAUCCUGGGCUGGGGGCGGAGACCGUCGCCGCCGCAGCAGCCGCCGCCGCCGCUGCCGCCCCCGCCGCUCCCGCACCAGCAGCAGCAGCAGGCGGCUACCCAGCUGGCACCGCCGCCACCGGCCCCCACGCACAGGCCGACUCUAGUGGCCCCGACGCCCAUCCGCGCCACGCCAUCCCCGUGCGUGACCGCCAUGCACAACCUGACCCUGCUGCAGCCGCCCCCGCAGCAGCCGUCGCCGGCGCUCUGCAACCCCCUGGCGCCCGUCGCCGCUUCCGCCGACGAGGAGCUCAGCAACGAACCGCUCAACCUGACGACCAAAAGCCGCGACGCGUCGCCCACCUCUUCCGUGGGCUCCAUCCGCACGCUGACGCCGCCCGUGGUGCCGUCGCCCGCCCCGGGGAAGCUCCUCCUGCCCAACCACCGGCUACCGCCUUUCCGCGAGCCUCCGGUCAACGGCGUGGAGGCGGUCGUCACCAUCCCCACGGUCCGCGGACCCCCCGGCGCCGCCGUCAACGGGAGACCCGGUGCCGACGUCGGCGUCGUGACGCCUUCCGCCCCCAAGGGAUCUGCGCACCGUGCCGCCCCCAAAGACGGUUCUGCGCCGACGAAGUCGACUGGAGCGAAACGGAAGAAGGAGGCGAACCCCAGCGGCGGCGCGGCGGGCGGCGCGGCGACGGGGGCGAUCUUCGAGCUAGAGCGCCAGUUCGAGCAGAAGAAAUACCUCUCCUCCUCCGAGCGCGCCGAGAUGGCCAAGCUGCUCAACGUCACCGAGACACAGCUUCAGUUGGCCACCUCUCUCACAAGGGGCCCAAUAAUUCGCUCCACGGCUAUAACCCCUCUGGUGACCGACUUUGUUACAGUUGUGCAGAGUGACACCUGGGAGGAAAUGGAAAGUGUGGAGAUUACUCCAGAGCCCACGACACGCAGCCGGCAGCGAGAAGCCCUUGGAAGGAGGCGGGCGCGCCGGAUGUGCAGAAGGCAAGGCAAGGCAAGGCGAGGCGAGCCCGCCCCGGCGCAGCGGUCGCGUGACGGGCCAGCCACAUGGCGUGCUUCCUGGACGCCGCACUUGUUUGGCUCAAUUACCCUCAUCAUGCAGCGCGGCCCUUACGUAAACAAAGACGGCGGCGGCGGGCUGGGUGACAUCCACUGCGCGGGGCUUGACGGGAGUCAGAUUACAGCGCUCAAUCUGAGCAUUUUUAAGAUCUAUUUUCAGACCGCCGCUUUACGUGAGCGGGUGACAACCGGCUGGGCGGUGUCGCGCAUCGGGCAUGCAAAAACUACCUGCCUCGCUAAAGAGCAGCCACGUUGUGACUACAGCCGCACGAUGUUGGGCCGCUCCCUGGCAGAAGGUGCCUCGUUACCAGUCGUAUUCCUGGGAGCUGCACGGCGCCUGUUGCAAAGGCUCUACUGA